UGAGCCUCCGGGCUAGGUUGAGUGGGGCUCUUGGGUUAGUUCCUGUUAGGCCCCGGCCCAGGGAGUAGGUGAAGUCUCUAAGAUGCCCGGUGGGUCAGGGCACCCGGAGCUGUGAGGGAACGUGAGGCGGCGGCGAGAGGAGACCGGCGGCGGGCCUUAGGAGGAGCGGCGGCCGAGCCCGCCUUCGCUGCACCAUGCUCAUAGAGGAUGUGGAUGCCCUCAAGUCCUGGCUGGCCAAGUUACUGGAGCCGAUAUGUGAUGCUGACCCUUCAGCCCUAGCCAACUAUGUUGUAGCACUGGUCAAGAAGGACAAACCAGAGAAGGAAUUGAAAGCCUUUUGUGCUGAUCAGCUUGAUGUCUUUUUACAAAAAGAGACUUCAGGUUUUGUGGACAAACUAUUUGAAAGUCUUUAUACUAAAAACUAUCUUCCACCAUUGGAACCAGUUAAACCUGAGCCAAAACCAUUAGUCCAAGAAAAAGAAGAAAUUAAAGAAGAGGUAUUUCAAGAGCCUGCAGAAGAAGAACGAGAUGGUAGAAAGAAGAAAUAUCCUAGUCCUCAGAAGAGUCGUUCAGAGUCCAGUGAACGAAGGACACGUGAGAAGAAAAGAGAGGAUGGCAAGUGGAGAGACUAUGAGCGGUAUUACGAGCGGAAUGAGCUGUAUCGUGAGAAGUAUGACUGGAGAAGGGGCAGGAGCAAGAGCCGGAGUAAGAGCAGAGGCUUGAGUCGGAGUAGAAGCCGCAGCAGGGGCCGCAGCAAAGACCGAGAUCCAAACAGGAAUGUUGAGCACAGGGAAAGAUCAAAGUUUAAGAGCGAAAGAAAUGACCUGGAGAGCUCCUAUGUGCCCGCAUCUGCUCCACCUCCAAACUCUUCUGAGCAGUAUUCCUCUGGGGCGCAGUCUAUUCCCAGCACUGUCACUGUGAUUGCACCUGCUCACCAUUCUGAAAACACAACUGAGAGCUGGUCUAAUUACUAUAACAAUCAUAGCUCUUCCAAUUCUUUUGGUCGAAACCCACCACCAAAGAGGCGCUGCAGAGAUUAUGAUGAAAGAGGAUUUUGUGUACUUGGUGACCUUUGUCAGUUUGAUCAUGGGAAUGAUCCUCUAGUUGUUGAUGAAGUUGCUCUGCCAAGUAUGAUUCCCUUCCCACCCCCUCCUCCUGGGCUUCCUCCUCCACCACCUCCCGGAAUGUUAAUGCCUCCAAUGCCAGGCCCAGGUCCAGGCCCUGGUCCCGGCCCUGGUCCUGGUCCCGGUCCAGGCCCAGGCCCUGGUCAUAGUAUGAGACUUCCUGUUCCUCAAGGACAUGGUCAGCCUCCACCUUCCGUUGUGCUUCCCAUACCAAGACCUCCCAUUUCACAGUCAAGCUUAAUAAACAGCCGUGACCAGCCUGGGACAAGUGCAGUGCCCAAUCUUGCACCAGUGGGAGCAAGACUACCUCCUCCUUUACCCCAGAACCUCCUUUAUACAGUAUCAGAAAGACAGCCCAUGUAUUCUCGUGAACAUGGUGCUGCUGCAUCUGAGCGACUUCAGUUGGGGACACCGCCUCCUCUGUUGGCAGCUCGUUUGGUGCCACCUCGAAACCUCAUGGGAUCCUCCAUUGGGUAUCAUACCUCAGUCUCCAGCCCCACCCCUCUGGUCCCAGAUACAUAUGAACCAGAUGGUUAUAACCCUGAAGCUCCUAGUAUCACCAGCUCUGGCAGAUCACAGUACAGACAGUUCUUUUCAAGAGCACAGACACAGCGUCCCAACCUGAUUGGCCUCACAUCUGGAGAUAUGGAUGCAAAUCCAAGAGCUGCUAAUAUUGUAAUCCAGACAGAACCACCAGUUCCUGUUUCAGUUAAUAGCAACAUCACCAGAGUAGUCCUGGAACCAGAGAGCCGAAAGAGAACUAUUAGUGGUUUGGAAGGGCCACUUACAAAGAAGCCCUGGCUGGGAAAGCAAGGGAACAACAAUCAAAGUAAACCAGGGUUCUUGCGGAAGAAUCAGUAUACAAACACAAAAUUAGAAGUGAAAAAAAUCCCCCAGGAACUGAACAACAUUACCAAGCUCAACGAACACUUCAGCAAAUUUGGAACCAUAGUUAAUAUCCAGGUUGCAUUUAAGGGUGAUCCAGAAGCAGCACUCAUCCAGUAUCUUACCAAUGAGGAGGCCAGGAAAGCUAUUUCUAGCACAGAAGCAGUUUUGAACAAUCGGUUCAUUCGAGUCCUGUGGCAUAGAGAGAACAAUGAGCAGCCAGCACUCCAGUCCCCAGCGCAGAUCCUCCUGCAGCAGCAGCAGCAGCAGCAGCAACAGCAGCAGCAGCAGCAACAGCAGCAGCAGCAUACCCUGAGUCACCUUUCACAGCAGCAUCAUAGCCUGCCACAGCAUCUUCAUCCGCAGCAGGUUAUGGUGACCCAGUCUUCCCCUGCGUCGGUCCAUGGAGGUAUCCAGAAGGUGAUGGGCAAACCACAGACAUCUGGUGCCUAUGUUCUUAACAAGGUUCCUGUUAAACAUCGUCUUGGACAUGCAAGUACUAACCAGAGUGACACACCUCACUUGCUAAAUCAGUCCGGUGGUUCUGGAGAGGACAGCCCGGUAUUUUCUACUCCAGGCCACCCAAAACCAAUUUAUAGCUCCUCAAACUUAAAGGCACCUUCAAAACUUUGCUCAGGGUCGAAAUCUCAUGAUGUUCAAGAAGUUCUUAAGAAGAAACAGGAAGCAAUGAAGUUACAACAAGACAUGAGGAAAAAGAGGCAAGAAAUGUUGGAAAAGCAAAUAGAAUGCCAGAAGAUGCUAAUCUCUAAGCUAGAAAAAAACAAAAACAUGAAACCAGAAGAAAGAGCAAAUAUAAUGAAGACCUUGAAAGAACUGGGAGAGAAGAUCUCUCAGUUGAAAGAUGAAUUAAAAACAUCUUCUGCAGUCUCCACACCAUCUAAAGUAAAGACAAAGACGGAGGCCCAGAAGGAGCUACUGGACACUGAACUGGACCUCCACAAGAGGCUCUCUUCAGGAGAAGACACAACAGAAUUACGAAAAAAGCUCAGUCAGUUACAAGUUGAGGCUGCAAGAUUAGGUAUUUUACCUGUGGGGCGAGGAAAGACCAUGUCUUCUCAAGGUCGAGGAAGAGGCAGAGGUCGAGGAAGAGGGAGAGGCUCACUAAAUCACAUGGUGGUGGACCACCGCCCCAAAGCUCUCACAGUUGGAGGAUUCAUUGAGGAGGAAAAGGAUGAAUUGCUUCAGCAUUUCUCAGCUGCAAACCAAGCAUCAAAAUUCAAAGAUCGUCGGCUACAGAUAUCAUGGCACAAGCCCAAGGUACCAUCUAUAUCUACUGAGACUGAGGAAGAAGAAGUCAAAGAAGAGGAAACAGAAACCUCAGAUUUGUUUUUGCAUGAUGAUGAUGAUGAAGAUGAAGAUGAAUAUGAGUCUCGUUCGUGGCGAAGAUGAAAUUUGAUGCGAGCUGUGUAAUUUUUAGAAAUAUUGUUUAGAAGAACAACUUUUUAAAAUUAUUUAAAGAAGUCAAUGAGCCAAAAAAAAAAUUUUUUUUUUAAUUUUUCUCUUCAACACAGUAGGUUUAAGGACAGCAAGUUGCUAUUCAAACACAUCUCAUAAUUGUCUGUGAUAUCACAUCACCAAAGGCCGUGACUUUAUGCAGUUGAGAAGAUCCGCAGUAGUGACUGGAUUCUCUAGAACCUUACCUUCCGCACCAUUUGUUUCUGCUCUUGGUGCUGGAUUACAAUGUAAAGACAGGGUGUUCAGAAAUUUUAUUUUGAAUUAUAAAUCUGCUGAUAAAAAUUUCAUUAAAUGUCAAAAUCGCCUGGAAUCUCUUAACUCUUAGCUAUUAUGAAUGGGUCGUCAGAUAGUAGGAGAUAUUAAUAAUUUAAAUACCCUUUUCUUUCAAGGAUGGUCUUGAAGAAAAGUAAAUCUAAUAAUUUUUUUUUUUUUUUUUUAAACUAUGGAAGAGCCCACUUUAUAGUCAGUCUUUUUCAGAGUUUAUGUGUAGCAGUACCUCAGCAAAAUCCCCAUCUCUGUUCACAGAUGCUGCAGAGCACUAUAGCUGGCUCUGUGGGGCCCAUCCUCUCCUCACACUCGCUCUGGGGCUUCUCCAUUCACCCUUCCUUGUUCUGAUAUAUGGUGAGCGUGCUUCAGUUGGUCCUCUCUUUUUAUAAUAAUUCUCAUUUUGCUUUUGCCCCUUCACUCACUCCCCAUUAUCUUCCUCAUCCCUUUUGAUUAAUGGGCCUAACUUUUAAAAUAUGUAAUUCAGUUGGGCAAUCAAGAAUCAGUCAUCAGUAAAAGGUUUAAACCAGCACCUUUAUAAACAAGUGAUGUUUUUGAUAAAAAUAAAGGCAGAAUUUUAGGGGAAAGAGUUCUUGGCUUCCCUCCCUUUUAAAGCUUCAGCGUAGUUAUAGUUACACAAAAGGGUUAAAGAUAUCUGAAGUUCUUUUCCUAAAUUGUAACCAUGAUGAUGAGGUGCUGAGAUGGGCUAGGAGUCUGCAUAUGCUAGUAAUAAAUGAGGUUCUAACUUGACAUUGAUCAGAUGACCUUAUAUUUUCAUAAUUUCAUAGAUUUUGCUGUCCAUGAACAUAUGCAUAUGUUAGUAGGCAGUUUCCUUUACCGUGUGCAUUUUUACUGUACACUGUACAGAGUAUCUGUUAGGUAAAAUAUACGUGUAAAUUUAUGUCCCUGUGUUCUGAAUGUUAGAUGGAAAAGCAGAGGAGCAACACUACGCUGUACUGACCACUGGGGAAAUGAAAUGAUUACUGUACAUAGGAUGUCACUUUUUCAAAGAGACUCACAUCUGUGUUUUUAUAAUAUGUGUGGUGUGAAAUUUGAAACUUCCUGUUGGCUGCAGAAGCUUCUUGGUGAUCACUAACUGUGUCUCAGGGGUUUUGUUCCCUGAAGUAAAGACUGCUUCUUAAAAUAGAAACAGUUCACUCAGAAACCUAAAACCAUCAGGACUCUAGAUUUACAUAGUGACAAGGAGCUAGAUCCCACCUUCUGAUCAUCUUUUGCCUCUUCAUAUUGUCUUGGAAUGAUGUGUCAAACUCCAGGAUCCUUUUUAAGUUCAUGUAGUUUUCCCUUUGUAGUGGUACUUCCUCUUCAGGUUAUUAUGUUUCUGAUGACACCGAGGCUGAAGUAAGCCCACAAAGAAGGAACACAUUAGAACAGGGAACCCACCAUAAGCAUCUUGCUUCUUACUUCUCCAUCAUCUCGAAUGAAAUUUUCUUGAUGUCUGUGGCUCAGUCAGUAUAUAUUUGGAAAGAUUCAUUGUGGUGAAUAUUUUGAGUCCUGACCAUUUAAACGUGAUAGAGGGAACAAAGGAUUUAUAUAUUUUUUGUACAAAGUUUUUUCUUAAACUGUAUAAUUUUGUAAAUAAUUUGUUUGGGUUUUUUUUUUUCUUUUGUGUACUAAAACUACCAGCGUAUAGAUUUCAAUAAGAAUUGUUGUAUUUUUGUAUUUGGAAACUGAAAAUUACAGUAAAUUAGUGAAGCCGUAAGAAAGUCUCCGUAGACUGACAUUCGACAGAAUGAGAUUCCUUUUCAUAUGAUUUUUUUUUUUUUUUUUUUUUUUUUUGGGGACCUUAGAAUCGACAUCUUUAAACACUCACUAUAGAGAGAGUUGAGGAUUUGUUUGGCUCUGUAGUUAUUGGGGGCAAAGGUUGAAAGAAAGCGAAAGGUGCUAAUGUGAAGAAUAGGUCAUUUUAUGUUAACAUUUUGGUUCCUUAGUGCAAAACUUGGGGUUUUUUUUUUUUUUCAGUAUUUCUAAAAAUAGCAAAUUCUUUUCCACUGUGUUUCACUCAAAAAUGAAUUAUAAAAAGGGAUUAAUUACAUUUAAGGUUAGCAUUAAAUAGUGGAAUAUGUGUACAUGUGUAUAUCUUGCCCCUUUACCCCAUCCAUCAAUCCCCAACUGUUAGAAUUCCACACCAUGACUUGUUUUCUUGGCAUCUUUGUUUAUAGAGAUACCAUUUAGCAUUUGAGGCAAAUUCUGCUGCCCCUAGUGUGUAGGCGCUCCAUGUAGCAGAGCAGCAGUAAGAGCUGCCAGUGGACUAGGUCAGUCAGAUUUACUAGAUUUCUGCCCAAACCUAAAAAGGUAACCCCAAGGAAUGCGAAAUUUUUCUCAGUGUCUUCUUUUGGGAAAAUGUCACCAGCUGAGAUAUUGGAAAAGUCCUUUUACAGUGAAAAAGAUCCAUGGUGAUGGAUGAUUAUUUCAAGAAGAAAAGAAAAAAAAAUCAUGUGAAAAGGAAUAGUGUUUCCUCUUGAUGUAUAGUAUGCCUGUAUUAUAGUUUUUACAAGAUUGUGAACUUGUGUAAUAGUAUAUAGGAGAUAUUGUUGGAUUUCUAACUGUUUAUACAUUUAAAUUCAUAUAUGUAAUGUUUGUUUUAUCGAUUACAAUCUGAAUUUCUAAGAAGCAUGUUGACUUUUGCAAUAAAGAUGCAAUAUGGAAUGGUUCACAAUUGGGGGGAAAGAAAAAAAAGAUGAAAAUAAUACAAAUUUAAAAAGAAUCUGGAAAAGUUUAUGAACCAUUCCAAAAAUUAUAACAAUCACUAAAAGA
Molecule: messenger RNA, 6524 nt
Organism: Phodopus roborovskii (desert hamster)
Lineage: Eukaryota; Metazoa; Chordata; Mammalia; Rodentia; Cricetidae
Gene: Rbm27
Product: RNA binding motif protein 27
Exons: 21
Coding region: 195-3419 (1074 amino acids)
Biological process (GO): mRNA processing
Cellular component (GO): nucleus
Molecular function (GO): RNA binding; metal ion binding
Source: RefSeq, a predicted model, not a curated record